AUGAUCGGUUGGUUAUUAAUUCAUCUGGUGAUAUUUCAAUUUGUCUUGCCUUCUAAAGGAAGUAACAAUAUUUCAACACAAUAUAAAUUAUUUUUACACGAGCACGAGUAUCUUCAAGCUCGUGCAGAGCUCAAAUUAAUUCGUGCGUUAUUACAUAUUGAUAAUGUUACACAAAGUGAACAAUUCAGAUCUCUUUAUAAUCGUCGAGGGGAUUUGCAUGAUACAAUGCUAUUAGAUAAAUUACACGAAAAAUUACAGAACGCAAAGAAAGUAACAUCCAACACCUGUAAAACACAUCCAGUUUUAAUAAUUGGCUUUUCACCAAGUAGUGUUGAGCAUCAUGAUUCCAUUCGAUUAGUAACGAUUAACAAGACGAACCCAGCCACUUUACAUUGUACAUUUGUACAUUCAGCGACGAAUGAGAUUAAUCAUUCAAUACAGGUGAUAAAUUCUAUGGUAUUUAGUGCUAUUAUUGGUGGUCUAAGAAGAGAAACAACCAUACCAGGUUUUUAUCCGAAACCUAUGCAGUGUAAUCCAUCAUUUGCCGUUUUGGCUACUUUUAAACAAAAAUCAGCUAACGAAAAAGCUAAUCCAUACGUUUAUGGUAAUCCGGUAUAUGCAAACGAAUUUCCACUUUCAUGGAAGUAUACAAAAACCGUUAUGAACGAAAAAUGUUAUGGUUAUCUCCAGGAACACCGUCCACAAUGGGACUUGUAUCAGUCUCAUUAUAAAGACAAAUCGUUUUCAUGUGAUAGUAUCAUUGUUAAUGUAAGGAUUACACUAGAUCGAUAUUCAGCCGUGAUCGAUAGAAAUAAUACUCGAAUAUUAUUUGCUAUUCUCGAUGACCAAAUUGAUAUGGCUCAUUUACUCUAUCGGUACCUGAUGAAUCAUCCAAUAAACGAAAUAUUAGCUGAAAACAAAGUCUCGAUGGAUAAUCUUAAUGCAAUUGCAGCUAAAGUAAUCGAAUUACCAUCCGAAUUCAAUUUUAUCCCGGGAUAUUUCGUUAAGAAAAGAAAUAGAACAUUGUAUCAAAUACAAGAUUUAUCGAAUUUAACAAAAUGUAACUUUAAUGAUUUACGUACGGCUGAUCCAUCAGCAUUACCAACAAAAACAUUCAUUCAAGCUUGUCAGAAAUAUAUGUGUAUUAUUUCCGGUGUAGAUAUGGUAGCAGAAGCUUGGCAUUGUAAAGGUCAAUGUGCGACGAAACAUUGUCCAUGUAAAGCCAAAAAUGUAAACUGUGGUACGAAAUGUCAUAGCAGUAAAAAACAACUUUGUUCAAACGUUUAG
Molecule: messenger RNA, 1287 nt
Organism: Didymodactylos carnosus
Lineage: Eukaryota; Metazoa; Rotifera; Eurotatoria; Philodinida; Philodinidae
Source: the annotation of a GenBank genome assembly